This is a messenger RNA of Oncorhynchus masou masou (cherry salmon), 5087 nucleotides long. RefSeq names its product voltage-dependent P/Q-type calcium channel subunit alpha-1A-like. Lineage: Eukaryota; Metazoa; Chordata; Actinopteri; Salmoniformes; Salmonidae. Gene Ontology annotation, cellular component: voltage-gated calcium channel complex; neuronal cell body; membrane. Gene Ontology annotation, biological process: chemical synaptic transmission; calcium ion import across plasma membrane. The record is from RefSeq and is a predicted model, not a curated record. Gene Ontology annotation, molecular function: high voltage-gated calcium channel activity.
UAUCUUUCUAUAUCCUCCAGGUACCGUCAAGACCAAGAACAAGAAAGAGCUGCUGAAUCCAGAGGAGGGGGAAGACGGUGGAGCUAAUGGAGACCCGUUUGGCCGAGGUGGUCUGCAGGAUGGGUCCAACUACAAUAGGAACGAGCGGCGGAUCCGGUUCUUCAUCCGUAAGAUGGUGAAGACUCAGGCCUUCUACUGGACCGUCCUGAGUCUGGUGGGCCUCAACACCAUGUGUGUGGCGGUGGUACACUAUGAACAACCUGAGAUCCUCUCCGACUUUCUCUUCUAUGCAGAGUUUAUAUUCCUGGGUCUGUUCAUGUCAGAGAUGUGUAUUAAGAUGUAUGGCUUGGGGACAAGGCCCUACUUCAACUCCUCCUUCAACUGCUUUGACUGUGUUGUGAUCGUGGGCAGUAUAUUUGAGGUGAUAUACGCGGUCAUUAAGCCAGGGACAUCGUUUGGCAUCAGUGUGUUAAGAGCCCUCCGACUGCUCAGGAUCUUCAAAGUCACCAAGUACUGGGCCCCUCUACGUAACUUGGUGGUAUCAUUACUCAACUCUAUGAAGUCCAUCAUCAGUUUGCUCUUCCUCCUCUUCCUCUUCAUUGUCGUCUUUGCCCUUUUGGGCAUGCAGCUCUUCGGUGGACAGUUUAACUUUGAAGGUGGCACGCCGGCCACCAACUUUGACACCUUUCCUGCAGCUAUAAUGACAGUAUUUCAGAUCCUGACGGGUGAAGACUGGAACAUGGUGAUGUAUGAUGGGAUCAAGUCUCAGGGAGGAGUAAACAGUGGAAUGGCCUACUCCGUCUUCUUCAUAGUGCUCACACUCUUCGGCAACUACACCCUGCUGAAUGUGUUCUUAGCUAUCGCCGUGGACAAUCUGGCCAAUGCUCAGGAGUUGACCAAGGAUGAGGAGGAGCAAGAAGAGGCAGCUAAUGCCAAGACAACCCUGCAGAAGGCCAAGGAGGUGGCUGAAGUUAGUCCUCUGUCUGCCGCUAACCUCUCCAUCGCUGCUAAGGAGCAGCAGAAGAAUAAUAAGGCUGGUGGUAAAUCCGUGUGGGAACAGAGGACCAGUGAGAUAAGGAGACAGAACCUGAUGACCAGCAGAGAGGCCCUGUACAACGAGAUGGACACGGAGGACUGGAAGGUCAGGGGAGAGGGGGAGGGAGAGGUGUCGUACCCCCAUCGUGCGGGGGACAUGAAGACCCACCUGGACCGUCCGCUGGUGGUCAACCCCCAGGACAACCGCAACAACAACACCAACAAGACCCGGCCCGGAGAGCCCCCUCUAGACCCGCAGGACACCCUGGGCCAGCAGAGGGCUGAAGAAUACAUCAGACGCCAGGCCUGCUACCAUCAGAGGAACAGGGGGGGUGAACCAAGGGGGGGUAGUGGCCCAGAGAGAGAGGCCCGUCUGGGGCACGGGGGGAGCAGAUUGUCCCUGCAGACGCUGGAGGGUGUUGAAGAGAGAAGGGAACAUGGAAGGAGAUGUAGGCAUAAAGAAGGGAAGGAGGGGAGGAGUGUGUCACCGCAUUAUAGCGAGGGAGGAGUGGGGGAUGAGAAGAGGAGGCACAGGAGGGUUAGGAGGGAGGGGGAGGAGGGAGGGAGAAGGCAUAAGUGUAAGGGGACAGAAGGGGUAGUGGUAGGGGGGGGUGAGGUAGAGGGGGAGGGGAGGAGGCCGAGGCGUCAUCGGCAUGGAGAGAGGAGCCGACAGCAUCGAGUUAGAAAAGACCACCACUGCAGUGGCCCCAACCUCUCCACCGCUCGGCCCAUCCUCAGACAGGACAGUCAGUACAGGGAAGACCUAGACAACCUCCUCAACAACAGCAAACUGCACGACCACACCCUCCACCCGCUGCCCCCAGACCACCCUGACCUUGUGAAUAACCUCCUGAACCGCAGUGUGACAGCAGACACACACCACCAUAGUAUGGACAGUCUAAUUCUGACCAGUAUGGCCAAGCCGGCUCAUACAGUCGUGGAUAUGAUGCCUCCUGUCUAUCCAUAUCCCUCCACCAAUGCCAUCCUGCAAGUGAACAAGAAUGCAAACACAGACCAGAAAAAGAAGGAUGAGGAGAAGAAGGAGGAAGAGGAGGAUGAAGGGGGCGAUGAAGAUGGUCCCAAACCAAUGCCCCCGUUCAGCUCCUGUUUCAUACUGUCCACCACCAACCCGUUCCGUAGGUGCUGCCACUACAUCCUGACCAGGAAGUACUUUGAGUUCAGUAUCCUGUCUGUGAUCGCAAUGAGCAGCAUCGCCCUGGCUGCAGAGGACCCUGUCUGGCCUGAGUCACCAAGCAACCAAGUGCUGAAAUACUUUGACUAUGUCUUCACGGGUGUCUUCACGUAUAGUAUGUUGAUCAAGAUGGUGGUGCUAGGCCUGUUCUUACAUCAGGGUUCAUACUUCAGGGACCUGUGGAACAUCCUGGACUUUAUAGUGGUUAGUGGUGCUCUGGUGGCCUUCGCCUUCACGGGGAGUGGCAAAGGGAAAGACAUCAGCACUAUCAAGUCUCUGAGAGUACUGAGGGUACUACGACCUCUCAAGACCAUCAAACGACUCCCCAAGCUAAAGGCUGUGUUUGACUGUGUGGUGAACUCUCUGAAGAACGUCCUGAACAUCCUCAUCGUCUACAUGCUCUUCAUGUUUAUAUUUGCUGUGGUGGCUGUGCAGCUGUUCAAAGGCAGAUUCUUCUACUGCACUGACGAGUCCAAGGAGUUUGAGCGCGAUUGCAGGGGAGAGUUUUUGGUGUACGAACGGAAUGAAGUAAAAGCUGAGAAGCGGGAGUGGAAGAAGUACGAUUUCCACUACGACAACGUGCCUUGGGCCCUGCUCACCCUCUUCACUGUGUCCACUGGAGAGGGCUGGCCGCAGGUGUUAAAGCAUUCGGUAGAUGCGACCUAUGAGAAUCAGGGUCCCAGUCCGGGCUACCGGAUGGAGAUGUCCAUCUUUUACGUGGUGUACUUCGUUGUCUUCCCCUUCUUCUUCGUCAAUAUCUUUGUUGCUCUCAUCAUCAUCACCUUCCAAGAACAGGGGGAUAAGAUGAUGGAGGACUACAGUCUGGAAAAGAAUGAGAGAGGAUGUAUAGACUUUGCCAUAAACGCCAAGCCCCUGACCCGCCACAUGCCCAAGAACAAGCAGAGCUUCCAGUUCCGAAUGUGGUCGUUUGUGGUGUCCCCACCGUUCGAGUACAGCAUCAUGGGUCUGAUCGCACUCAAUACUAUAGUCCUCAUGAUGAAGUAUAAUGGGGCGUCUGACACCUAUGAUAAAGUCCUGAAGAACAUCAACAUCGUCUUCACUACCCUCUUCUUCAUGGAGUGUAUUCUCAAGAUCAUCGCCUUCGGGGUUUUGAAUUAUUUUAAAGAUGCUUGGAACAUUUUUGAUUUUGUCUCCGUGCUCGGAAGCUUCACUGAUAUCCUGGUGACAGAAUUUUGGAAUAACUUCAUCAACCUGAGUUUCCUUCGACUGUUUCGAGCGGCUCGUCUCGUCAAGCUACUGAGACAAGGAGAGACUAUACGCAUCCUGCUCUGGACUUUCGUCCAGUCAUUUAAGGCGCUGCCCUAUGUGUGCCUCCUCAUUGGCAUGCUGUUCUUUAUCUACGCCAUCAUUGGGAUGCAGUUGUUUGGUAAUCUUGCACUGGGCGAGGACGAAGGCAGUGCCAUCAACGAAAACAACAACUUCAGGACUUUCAUCAUGGCACUCAUGUUACUAUUCAGGAGUGCGACAGGUGAGGCGUGGCAUGACAUCAUGCUGUCGUGUCUGGGGGGUAAGAAGUGUGACCCAGACUCAGGGAACACAGAACCAGAGUGUGGCAGCACCUUCGCAUACACAUACUUCGUCUCCUUCAUCUUCUUCUGUUCUUUCCUGAUGCUGAAUCUGUUUGUGGCUGUCAUCAUGGAUAACUUUGAGUACCUGACCAGAGACUCAUCUAUACUGGGUCCUCAUCACCUGGACGAGUACGUCAGGAUAUGGGCCGAGUAUGACCCCGCUGCCUGCGGGCGCAUACAUUAUAAGGAUAUGUACAGUUUAUUGAGAGUAAUCUCCCCUCCUCUGGGCUUGGGCAAGAAAUGCCCUCAUAGGGUGGCCUGCAAGAGGCUGCUGCGCAUGGACUUGCCGGUUGCCGAGGACAACUCAGUGCAUUUCAACUCCACCCUCAUGGCUCUGAUUCGGACUGCGCUCGAUAUCAAGAUUGCCAAGGGAGGAGCAGACAAACAUCAGAUGGACGCUGAGCUAAGGAAAGAAAUGAUGGCCAUUUGGCCCAACCUCUCUCAGAAGAACCUAGACCUGCUGGUCACGCCACACAAGUCAGCCACAGACCUGACGGUGGGGAAGAUCUACGCUGCCAUGAUGAUCAUGGAGUAUUACAGACAGAGCAAGGCCAAGAAGCUCCAGGCCCUACGUGAGGAGCAGAACCGAACACCGUUAAUGUUUCAGCGCAUGGAACCGCCCUCCCCCGGGGGAGGAGAAGGGGGAGGAGGGGGAGGCCCCGACGGGACGGGAGGAGGGAUGCCAGGGGUCAACGGCCUCCCCGCCACACAGCACGACCCCAACAGCAUACCUCCAGAGGGUGGGAUGACAGAGAGCCAGUCGUGGGUGACAGCUAAAGCUCAGGAGAUGUUUAACAAGACGGGCAACUGGAGCCCAGAGAGACCCUACCCCGACCAUCUCCAUGACAACAGACACAACCCCCAGACGCUAGAGAUGAGAAAGAUGGGGCGGGACGGGUACUCGGAAACUGAGCCCUGUCACCCAAAGCGAAUGGACAGGCAUGGUCGGACCAUCUCCAUGCCCCGCCUCUCAGACGACAACCAAGUGAGCACCUUCAUCCCCAUCAUCAUCAUCAUAAACCCUCCAUUCCUCCUCCUCAUCCCUCCACUCUUUCCCCCCCGUCCUCCUCCUCCUUUUCCUCACUCUGACUAUCCACUCUGACCUGUGUUUGUUUAUUUUUGUCUAUUUGGAUCCCCAUUAGCAGCUGUUCUUCCUGGGGUCCACAAAAACAGUAAACAUGACAAGUAACAAAACACUGUUACACGGAUAGACAAGGACAGACACACACAUUUCAAAUACAACAAUAUACAAACAAUACAUCUAGAAAAAC